AUGAGGAGGAAGAACCAGAGCACCGUGUCUGUGUUCAUCUUGCAGGGGCUCCUCUUCCAGGCAGAGCAGCAGAACAUGUUCUUUGCCCUGUUCCUGGGCAUGUAUCUGACCACAGUGCUGGGGAACCUGCUCAUCAUCCUGCUCAUCAGGCUGGACCCUCGCCUUCACACCCCCAUGUACUUCUUCCUCAGCCACCUGGCCCUCAUGGAUGUCUCCUUUUCAUCUGUCACUGUCCCUAAGAUGCUUAUGAACAUGCAGACUCGGGAUCAAUCCAUUCCCUAUGCAGCAUGUGUAACACAGACUUUUUUUUUCCUAUUUCUUGGUUGCACUGAUAACCUUCUUCUUGCUGUGAUGGCCUAUGACAGGUAUGUGGCUAUUUGUCACCCUCUACACUAUAGCAUCAUCAUGAGGGAGGAGCUGUGUCUAUGUCUGUUGGCCGGAUCCUGGCUCCUCUCCUGUGCCAUUGCCCUGACCCACACCCUCCUCCUUUCUCAACUGUCCUUCUGUGAUGACAUCAUCCCUCACUUCUUCUGUGACCUUGAUGCCCUGCUUAAGCUGUCCUGCUCAGACACCUCUCUCAAUGAGCUGGCCAUAUUCACUCUAGGGUCUGCAUUUCUCAUUUUGCCAUUGAGUGGCAUCCUGGUCUCUUAUGGCUGCAUUGGGGUCUCCAUCCUAAGGGUACCCUCUACUAGAGGGAUCUGCAAAGCCUUGUCCACCUGUGGCUCCCACCUCUCUGUGGUGUCUCUGUUUUAUGGAACAAUGAUGGCUGUGUACUUUUCCUCCUCAUCAGGCCAGUCCCAUGACAAAGACAUCAUUGCUUCUGUGAUUUACACAGUGGUCACCCCCAUGCUGAACCCUUUCAUCUACAGCCUGAAAAACAGAGACAUGAAUUUGGCUCUGGGGAAUAUUUUCAGCAACAGUAACCUGUUAGCCAAGUGAGAAUCACCUAACAAUGUUCUUCUUUCACUCACUGGCAUAAUUAGAAAAAGCUUAAAAUUUUGUUGGUCACCCAUGUCUCUAGCACUUU
This is a messenger RNA of Phacochoerus africanus (Common warthog), 1027 nucleotides long. RefSeq names its product olfactory receptor 1J4-like. The record is from RefSeq and is a predicted model, not a curated record. The coding region runs from base 1 to 939 and encodes 312 amino acids. Lineage: Eukaryota; Metazoa; Chordata; Mammalia; Artiodactyla; Suidae. Gene Ontology annotation, molecular function: G protein-coupled receptor activity; olfactory receptor activity. The transcript has a single exon. Gene Ontology annotation, cellular component: membrane. Gene Ontology annotation, biological process: G protein-coupled receptor signaling pathway.